Messenger RNA from Porites lobata, 1124 nucleotides. Lineage: Eukaryota; Metazoa; Cnidaria; Anthozoa; Scleractinia; Poritidae. The record is from the annotation of a GenBank genome assembly.
AUGUACUGCAGGUAGGCUGAACUGUGUACAGUGUAAUAAUCACUAUUGGUAUCAGUAUUCUCUUGGUCAUUAGGUCACUAAUGCAAUUUAGAUCUGUUGGUUUUGAGUACAAGUUUGGCUAAUAAGAUCGAUAGGAUUUAAUAAUAGACACUUAAUGAUCGGUCCAAGGGAAAAAUCCCAGCUAAUUAUUAUUCUCGUCUCAUUGAGAAGUUGUUUCCACAGCUGACACAAUACUAUACAGAAUAUAUUAUUAUACCCCAACUUUUUCUAUUUUAUCUCUUCUAGGCAUAUACUAGCUGCUCUGCACUUUAACUAUAAUUUACACAGAGAAGAGAAAGUGAACAAAGAUGGAAGUGUCCCUUUGAAAGUGACCUACCCAAAGUUUAAAAAUGGAGAGGCUACUGUGAGAAAUCUAAAGAUCAAGCCCAUUUUUGGUAUUUAUUUACUAUCAUUUGUAGAGUAGAAUUUUAAUGUUAGAUAGAUUUGAUAUUUAAUUUAUUGUUAUUGAAGUUUUUUAGUAAUUUUUUAAUAUACACUCUGGAAACAUGUGUUUUUGUCUCAUUUACUGUCUAGACUAUGUGGGAGAACUCUUCCAGUUUUUUAUGACAUUGAGCAAACAACAGCUGCAGGAUGCAUGCAUUGAGUUGAAGAACAUGGUUCCAGAUCCAAUGAAUUCCAUGCUUGAAAAACAACCCAGGGAAGAGGCCAUUAGGAAGCGGACAGAGAGGAUGAGAAUGGUUGCAAAGGAUGUACCUCCCAAGGCACCAGGUUUGUUUACUGUUAAUUUUCCAGGCUUCACUAUUCCGAGCCGAGGUGAGAUGUCUCACCAAAACUAAUAACAGUCUCUGUGCCCUGUAACAUGUCUAAACUAGUAUCUUAGUAGUUCUUAGUCGAAUGAUGACAAAGCACUACUAGGAGGCAUUUUAGGGAUGACAGGAACUCGUGAAAUAAUAAUGACUUCUGAAUUAUGACAGCACCUUCAUUUCUUUAUUGCAGCACGAGAUCCGACAUCAAGUGAAAGAAGACAACAGCCUUCUAGAGCACUGCCACGAUGUUCUAUCUGCAAGAACCCUAUGAGGGGCCAUAAUUCUAUCACUGAUUGUCCAAGAAAUAGGAAGGAUUGA